AUGUUGUUGCGCGCAAUUCUUACGCUCCUCGCGAGCGCCUUGAGCAGCCCCGCGUUUGCGGCGCCUGCGGGCAAGGUUCGAAGUCAUAGGGUCCGAAAUUUCAUCUACGUCGUCCCUGAUGGAUUUGGGCCUGCAUCGCAGACCCUCUGGCGAGAUUAUAUCAGCAUCAUGAACAAGAAUGGGACGGAACUGCGGCCCAACUCGACAGCGACCGAUCUCGAUGGCAUCAUGAUUGGCACCGUGCGCACCCAGUCGUUUGAUAAAUUUGUUACGGAUUCAGCAGCCGCGGCUACUGCUUUUGCGACUGGCCACAAGACGCAUAAUACAGGGAUCGGCAUCGAUAGCGACGUCAAACCGGUAGCAUCGAUCCUCGAGGCAGCACACCUCGAGGGCUUCAAGACCGGCCUCGUCGUCACGUCGCGCGUCACCCACGCCACUCCUGCUGGCUACUGCGCACACGUCAUGAAUAGAAGUCUGGAGGUCGAGAUUGCCAGCCACCAAAUUGGGCAGAAGCACCCCCUAGGAUCGGUCGUGGACCUCAUCAUGGGCGGCGGUCGUCGCCAUUACCAGACAAAGAGGCCGGGUGGGAACAGCACAAUUGACCUGAUUACAUGGGCCAAGGGUCAGGGCUUCUCCUACGCCGGGAAUAAAAGAGAGUUGGAAGUGUUUUCGCGCGACCUGGGCAAAGUCCCCCUGCCGUUCUUGGGUCUCUUCGCCGACAGCCACAUGGCCUAUGAGCUGGAUCGUGACAACGAGAAGGAGCCGUCUCUCCUGCAAAUGACGCAAACCGCAAUCAAGACGCUGUCCGAUGCUACCACGGCCGGUAGAGACGGUAGGGACGGUGUAAGCCGUCCCAAGGGCUUCUUUCUCAUGAUUGAAGCUUCGCGAAUCGACCACGCAGGCCACGCCAACGACAUCGCCGCGCAUAUCCACGACAUCGCCAUGUACUACCAAGUCAUGUCUUUCCUGAGGAAAUUCGUCACCGAAAACCCCGACACCCAGAUCCUCUCGGCGGCGGACCACGAGACCGGCGGCCUGACCCUCGGCACCGGCUACAACCCUGCCAUGCUGGAGAGGGCUAACCAUACGUCCGAGUACCUCGAGAGGGCCUUUGCCUUGUACCAGGGCCCGGACAGAGCAACUUACUUGAGGAACGUUAUUCUUCCCCAGUACGGACUUGUAAGUGCCUCUGACAAAGAUGUUAAGAAGUAUCUUGAUGUUCUCAAACGGGACGGCAUCUCCGAGAUGGGAAGUGUCAUCAGGCGUGACUUUGCGAAAUCAGCCGGCAUCACGUGGGCAACAGAUGGCCAUUCGGCCGUCGACGUCCCUCUGUACGGCUUCGCCGUUGGCGACAAGGCGUACUCGCAGAUGAAGGAGUACUUGGGGCCUCACACGGAUAAUACCCAGUUGGCACUGUACAUGGAGUCGGCGCUCGGUGUUAACCUAAACAAGGCUACGGAGGCUCUGAGGGAGAACUGGGUCAAGUUUGAGGGGUAUGGCGGCAAAGGGGGGAGAUGA
Molecule: messenger RNA, 1518 nt
Organism: Metarhizium brunneum ARSEF 3297
Lineage: Eukaryota; Fungi; Ascomycota; Sordariomycetes; Hypocreales; Clavicipitaceae
Product: Repressible alkaline phosphatase
Biological process (GO): dephosphorylation
Cellular component (GO): fungal-type vacuole membrane
Molecular function (GO): alkaline phosphatase activity
Source: RefSeq, a predicted model, not a curated record